GCCUUAGGUUAGGUACCUAUGUACCUCUACGCUAUCACUCGAAAGAAUACCGUUUCUAACCAUGUAAAAAAGUAAUAGUAGUUGUUGUUAUUGUUAUUGUUGUUUUUUUAAGAAAAGGAAAGAAAAGAAAAGAAAUUACUACUACCGCCUCACUACACGCAUGAUGAUAACGCAGCUUGCACACCUUUGCAGCUUUGACCGAUUAUACGAGCAUUUAAGACGAGCAUGAAGGGCCUUAAGCAGAGUGUUAAGCGCAGACGUGCUGCUACGAACCCGAUUGAGAGAGCUAACAGGAAGGAUGACGAGAGUUUCGUUAAGGAACAUCUGUGUCCCACCUCGUCUGCAUGGACCGAGUGGGUAAACCCCAAAACGCAAGACAAGUUCUCGCUCAGCCUUACGAGUUCGGGUAAUUUGGAUGAUGAGGAUUUCGACGCAUGCUUCAAACUAGUAGAAGAGACUAGCCGGCCUGAUUAUGAAUCCUCAUCAGUCGGAUGGAAGCCGAGUAAAAAGAUUGCCGAAAUGAAGUCUCCCGAGUUGAGGUACAUCUUGGUGAAGGAUGUUGUAGGAAGCAUCCGUGGCUUCACUUCUUUAAUGCCGACGUAUGAAGAAGGGGAGCCAGUAGUAUACUGCUACGAGAUUCAUCUUAAACCGGAACUACAAGGGACUGGUCUAGGCAGUACUCUUAUGGAAUUCCUCGAGAGCGUUGCAGUAAACACGCCUCCUAUCGAGAAAGUGAUGCUUACUUGCUUUUUGAGUAAUCUAAAAGCCUCUGCCUUCUAUAAGAAGUUGGGCUUCGAGAAAGACGAAAUAUCACCAGAACCUCGGAAGUUAAGGUUUGGCAAAGAAUUUAUUCCAGACUACGUUAUCAUGAGUAAAGUGGUAAAGAAACAAGAGCCCAGCAAGAUAUAGGUAAAAGAGAAAUCUUACUAGCCUAGAGCUAUACCGUUAAGAAUCACCCAGGCUAACCUAAUACUUAAGUUCCCAGUCACCUUAUGAUACCAGAGAUCAUUGGAGAGUAUUAAAUAUACUCGCAGGCUCUUGAACGCUUAAAGAAUUCACUCAUACCUACAACUAAUGAUAGACAGAAAAUGGAGCAAC
Molecule: messenger RNA, 1098 nt
Organism: Daldinia caldariorum
Lineage: Eukaryota; Fungi; Ascomycota; Sordariomycetes; Xylariales; Hypoxylaceae
Product: acyl-CoA N-acyltransferase
Exons: 3
Coding region: 226-909 (227 amino acids)
Cellular component (GO): nucleus
Molecular function (GO): histone H4 acetyltransferase activity; histone H2A acetyltransferase activity; protein N-terminal-serine acetyltransferase activity
Source: RefSeq, a predicted model, not a curated record